Molecule: messenger RNA, 2101 nt
Organism: Toxotes jaculatrix (banded archerfish)
Lineage: Eukaryota; Metazoa; Chordata; Actinopteri; Toxotidae
Product: UDP-glucuronosyltransferase 1-2-like
Exons: 4
Coding region: 44-1636 (530 amino acids)
Molecular function (GO): UDP-glycosyltransferase activity
Source: RefSeq, a predicted model, not a curated record
CGGGCAAGCAGAACUACUGUUGCCUCUCAGAAGCACAGGAGCCAUGCCAUUGCAUCGUGUGUGUGGACUAUUUGUAGUCCUCAGUGCAUGUCUGAUUUCCUUCACACCACCUUGUGAUGGAGGGAAUAUUCUAGUGUUCCCUCUAGAUGGCAGCCACUGGGUCAAUAUGAAAAUCCUGCUAGAAGAACUUCAUGCCAGAGGACACAACCUCACUGUGAUCAGAGCAGCUACCAGCUGGUACAUUGCAGAAAAGUCUCCUCUCUACACAUCCAUUACAGUUGACAUGGGUGAAGGUUUAGAGAGCUUUUUUGAAGUGUACGUAGAGGAGCAUUUAAGGAUGCUGAGAGAGGGGGCUUCACUACAGACUUUCCUCAAACUCACCAAGAAUUUCUUUUUUGUGAUUUCUCAUGCCCAUUCAAUGUGGUCUGAAGCCCUCAGUAAAAUCUUUGAUGAUGAAAGUAUGGUCAAAAGCUUGAGGGAUUCCCAGUAUGAUCUUGUUCUCACUGACCCAGCCUUUGCCCAAGGGGUUGUAUUGGCCAAAUAUCUUAAACUACCCUUGGUGCUCAAUGUUCGCUGGAUCACGAGUGGAGAAGGUCACUUUGCAAUAGCCCCCUCACCAUUGUCUUAUAUCCCAGUGCCAGGAUCGGGCUUCACAGACAGAAUGAAUUUCAUGCAGAGGAUCAAGAACCUGUUUUUCCACAGCAUUAUAAUCUUACAGGAGAAAUUUUUUGUGGGACCAAGCUAUGAUGCUCUCUGUGAUAAAUAUAUCGAGGGUGGAUGUGACGUCAUCUCGCUUCUUCAAGAAGCAGACGUUUGGUUGUUCAGGUCAGAUUUUGUGUUUGACUUCCCUCGGCCCACAAUGCCAAAUGUUGUCUACAUAGGAGGGUUCCAGUGCAAACCUGCCCAGCCUCUGCCUGAUGACCUGGAGAAGUUUGUUCAGAGUGCUGGGAAGCAUGGAGUGAUCAUCAUGACUCUGGGAACUUGGAUUAAUGCUUUGCCCAAAGAGGUUACAGAUGAAAUUGCCAGCGCCUUUGCCAAGAUGCCUCAGAAGGUGAUAUGGAGGCACAAAGGAGAGCGUCCCUCCACUUUGGGCAACAACACUCUGAUAGUGGACUGGAUGCCACAGAAGGACCUCCUGGGACACCCACAGACCAAAGUCUUUGUAGCUCAUGGAGGAACCAAUGGAGUCCAGGAGGCCAUUUACCAUGGGGUCCCUGUGCUUGGCAUACCCUUGUUCUUUGACCAGUAUGACAACCUUCUACGUUUACAGGAAAGAGGAGCUGGGAAGAUAAUUCAGUUAAGUGAUGUUAACAGCCACAGCUUUGAACAAGCUCUUAAGGAAGUGCUCCAUCAAGACAGCUACAGACAGAACAUACAAAGACUUUCACGUUUGCACAGAGAUCAGCCAAUAUCACCCAUGGAUCAAGCCAUCUUCUGGGUGGAAUAUGUCUUGCGCCAUAAAGGGGCUCCACACUUGCGUACAGAGGCUAAUAAGAUGCCCUGGUACUCAUACUACUCUUUAGAUGUAAUGCUACUGUUGCUGGCUGCAGCAACUGUACUGCUGGUCUCUAUUUUGGCCAUUUUCAGGUGUCUAUGCUGCAGAAGUAGAAGAAAGACCAAAGCGAAACAGCAUUAACUGAACUCAGAUUUGAUUAGAAACAUGCUAAGAUGGAUUCUCUAUAACGUUGUAUUUAGAGAAAAACACGCACCUUAAGGUAUCUCAUUUGUACCUCUUUAUUACUUGUGAAGUAAAAUGAAAUGAAAAUCACUCAAUCAAUUUAGCUGCAUAAAACACAAGUGUAGUUUAAGGUAAUACAGCCUCUUUCCUGUUUUAAAAUCAGUUGUCAAAUGUAUCUCAAUAGAUUAAGAUUUUGGUACUAAAGUAGCCCCCAAAUCGUCGAUGAUUGUCUCAUCUAGUCAACAUUAUUCUAAACCAAACCAAAGUGUUUUGGUUUAGCACACUGUUGAGGAUUUGUGUGCUAAAACCAAUUCAGACUUAACCAAAUUAAGUCUUAUAAUCCAUACAUUUUAUGAAUUGUGUGAAAUGCUUUGUUCCCAUUUCAUUUUUUCUUAUUGGAAAGAUUAAUAAAUUUUUAAUUUA